Molecule: messenger RNA, 4274 nt
Organism: Galleria mellonella (greater wax moth)
Lineage: Eukaryota; Metazoa; Arthropoda; Insecta; Lepidoptera; Pyralidae
Gene: mwh
Exons: 12
Coding region: 347-3382 (1011 amino acids)
Biological process (GO): regulation of cell shape; cortical actin cytoskeleton organization; cell migration
Cellular component (GO): cytosol
Molecular function (GO): small GTPase binding; actin filament binding
Source: RefSeq, a predicted model, not a curated record
CUUCGCUAUCAGUCAGUGCUUCGGGUCAUUCCGUUGGAAGCGUACGUCUUGCACGCAACCGCGCCCCAAUACGAAAUUCAAAUGCAUUUCGAUCGCGUAUCAUCUCGCAAUCUCUGAUGGUGUGAUUUAUGAAAAUUAUAGUGUCUAAAGAAUAGCAGACGGCAUUAAGUGUAACUUUUCGUUUUUAAUUACAUGUUGUGUUGUGUUCGUGGUACAGGAGAGAGCAAGGAAUGUGUGAUACAUUUUGCAUCAUUGGAUUCGCAGUAUAGAUCGUCUGGUCACACGUCCGAACUCUAUCAACAUGAGAAUAGAAAUGACGAAAUAGUUCGAAAUUCAAAUCGCCGACAUGGGAAGUGGGCUCAGUAGUACCAACAGCAAAAAAUGGCAAGGCAAGAAACGGGAGGUGCCCCCACACGCGGAGUCCUCCAGAAUAUUGUUUCUUCUAUACCUCAUACACAGAACAUGGAAUGUCGUUCUUGAACAUGUUGACUCAAAGAGCGCGAGAUGGCGGGGCUCCCACACAGUGCCGAGUUCCGCCGAGGGCCUCGCCCAGAGAUUCGAUUCUGUCAGCCUCGCGGACUCCGACGCUGGUUCCUGCUACUCAACGUGCAGCUGCAGCUACUGCAGACUCCGGGAGUGCGCCCAAGAUUGUAUCAGUGAACUGACGCUUCUGGAAGGCAUGGCCAACUCCGGUGGAUGGAGCGAUGAGCCUGUAUCAAAGGACAAACAACGUCCUCCUAUUUACAAUCCUGAAGACUACGCGACCUCCUUGAAGAAAUGGGGGAAGAAGAGUGGCGGUGGGAGUCUUUACGACGCAGAGAGCGCACAAGACGCUAACAAAUCCAGGACAUUGCCCAGCCAAAGCAGUAAAGACUUCAGAAACCCAUGUUUGGGCGUCGGUGAAGAGAUGACCCUGCGCCAAUUUGGAACACCAAGCGAACUGCUCACCAAACUAAGGGCAGAUCUCAGACUCUCAUUUCCAAGUUUCGUGCAAGAGUUCGCGUGCGAACCACUAGAUGGCGUUACACUGCUGCUCGAACUCCUGCGCAACGUACAAUUGAGCCAGUCCGGAGAAGGGGCCAAGGGUCCACCUGCUGUUAGGCGGAGACCGCUCCUGGAUGAGCUGGCCUGUUUACAAUGCCUUUGGAGCUGUUGUACCCGGUACCCUGACUGCGUGAGGAGAUUGGUUGCUGGCUCAAACUGCGUCUAUACCUUGACCGUUUGCAUCAUGUCCACAGUUAACAAGUCUCGAGUUUUGGCAUUGCAGCUGCUGACAAAAGCAUGCUUCCCACCAGUUAAUGGUCACAGCAUGAUAUCAGAAGCACUGUCAACGUUGCGCCUUCGUUACGGGGAGCCAGUUCGCUUCAGGUUCCUGGUGGGAAUGCUACAAAGUACUGGUGGUUCAGGGGAGCUGCAGGCCGCAGGCUUGGCCUUUAUCAAUGCCCUACUCAUAAGCGCACCAACUCCCCAGCGAAAGUUGUAUAUACAAGCUGAAUUGGAACAGGCCAGCUUCGAUAUUGUUACUUUGAAGAAGAUGAUUAGUAAAUUGCCUAACGCAAAUGAACAAGUGGCAAAAGAAAUAGAACAUUAUGAAAAACAACUAAUUGAUAUAGACACGUUGAGUGAAAAAGCUAACGAAGCACUGAAAGAGAAAGAUGAUCUCCGUAACAAAUUAGAUCUACUAGAAAAGAGAGUUAAGAUACUUCAAGAAGAGAAAGGAAUAUUAUUAUCUUUAGAGAAAUGUUUGAAGGAAAAAUGCUGCGAACUACAGGAGGAAGUAUCCUCACUUAGAUCUGAACAUGGCAAUAGCAAUAGGAAGAAGACGUUCGUCAUUAAGAAAAAAAAUUCUGCUCAUAAGAAUCGAGACGAAUCUUCACCACCUGAAGAUGAAGGCAUCAGUUCAUCAGAAAGAUCUCUCAGUCCUGAUGGCGACCCUCAAAGAGACUCCGUGGUUUAUGAAGUUUUCAACGUCAAGAAUGAAACUUAUGAUUUGAUGCGAAACAAACGUAAUCUUCAUAAAAAGUUCGAAUCAACGAAAAAAACUGAUAAUAAGAAAUCAUCUGAUGAAGAAGAAGAAACAACCAUAGAUGAAGUUAUUCAAGAACUCAGAAAUAUAGUUAAUCAUGCCGAAUCAGAGCAAUACAAGAAAACGCCAGAUGGAUAUAUGGAUAAUCGAUCAUCUAGAUGUAACCAAACAUCUGAAAUCAACGUAUCUGUAAAAACAUUAGAGUGUCAAAAACACAGAGAAGACGAUAAAGAAGAUUCAGUCACAAGUACCAGACACAGUAUUCAGAUAACAAACAGCAGCAAUGAAUACCUAAACGAUAAUAAUGAAGAAGAAGACGAUGAAGUUAAAAUAAUACCCAGCAAAAUUUUUCCACAUCCACCAAGGAAAGCCAAAAGCUUGAUACAUUUAUUCAUCCCACCGUCUGACCAAGGAUUAAUUUUCAAGCGACCUGAUUUAUACGACGACACUUUUUACUCGAGCGAUGAAGGAUCUGAUUCUUUAUUAAGUGCUUCACAUUGCCAAGAUCAAGUAACUAAAAAUAUAUCAGGGUCAAGUUUCGAUUUUCAAGAAUGUCGAGCAUUAUUCAACUCUUUGUCUGAAAAAGAGAAAAUAGACAAUAGAGUGAAACGCUCCAGAACUUGUUCUAGAGAAGAACCGAAAAGAACUUCUAUCAAACGAAGCGAGUCUUUUCAAACUUCAGAAAAAGGUUCGCGCCAACGAGAAUAUAUUGAUAGUAUGUUUUACAACGAUUCGAAUACCUCUAUAAGCAAGUCCAAUUUACAAAGAUCCAAUUCCAAAUGCAGCCGUGUAGAUGAAAUAGUAAAUUUGAUAGAAUCAAAAAAGCUGACGAAAAGUUUAGACAGAAUUGAUGAGGGAUUGAAUUCGAUGGUUGAUAUAGUGAUGUUGGCGGAACCUAAGAAACCUUCCUGGCCCUAUGAAAGGAGGCAAAGGUCAUGUUCGAGAACAAACAGCGACGCCGGUAAAGAAUCUCCAGUAGUACCAGUGACUAGAUCAAACAGUAAACUGAAUAGUUUCCACCAGAGAUUCGACUUGCGUUCUAAUAAAACCAGAGACGAGGGGAAUAAAAUUGAAUCACAGAAAUUCUAUUUGCCUCAACCUAAACGAAGUACUGGGUCUUACGAUAACCAUACUCCAUCCUACACCAGUCCAUCGUUUCUCGUGAAGCGUGGUCAUAGUAAUGCGGGAUUCUAUUCUGGAACACACAUGUUAAGGGAUGCGCCCGCUAGUAUGACGAGUCUCGUCAUGACUGGAACUCACAGCCACGCCGAUUUAAAAAGAACUUUGUCGCCGAUGGGGACAUCUAGUAACUUCGGAAUUCAUAAAGUAACAGAUAUGCCUUCAGGAUUGUAUUAAUAGUCGCCUUUUCAUCGAUAUUUAUGUAAUCAAACCAACGAUUAAUUUAAGAUAUUUCGUACCUAAUUACUUCGACUAGUGCAAUAUUAUAACCUCUAAGGAAUGGUAGUGUCAACGUAGAAAUACGUUGAUUUAGGAAUGGAUAUUCGUUAGUUGGUUACUGUUAAAAAAUAUUGCUAAUUGUUAACUAAAAUUAGGAUAAUCAAGUUUAAAAAAAAUUGGUGCAUCAAGUAUUUCCUCUUUAAUUUAAAUGUUUUUUUUAGAUUCUUCGAGUAUUUUGAACAGAAUCUUGGUAAUUUUGUAUGUGAGCAAAAUUGGCUUAAGAUCACAAUUUAGUUUUGAUUGCUGCCAGUUUUUGUUUUGGUUUUUUUUUUUUUUGUUAUAAUUAUUUUUUUUUGUACCUACUUCUUUCCUCUUGUUUGCUAAUUUUGGAGAAAAAUAUUCUUAUUGAUUUCUUACGAUAUUAGUUCAAAUUGUGUUUUUUAUCUAUCAAACCUACUCGUGUCAUGGCUGUUAUUUUUAAAUGUUAUCGUAUUUGAAAACAUUCAACAGAUAUUGUUUAGCUUUUUCGACAUUUUUUUAAAAAUAGAAUGAUGUUGAUCAUACCAAAGUCAAACUUCUUAAAUUCACGACUAAAUAUGAAUACGAUGUAGGUACGAGAGAUUUUAUUCAUAAGGACAAUAUACAAUACAUACAGACUGAAUUGUAACGAAGUGGAUUAUUUUUAUUUCAACUAAAAUAAUUCAUUCUAUUCACAUAAUCCUUUAUUGAAUAGCAUGCUAAGUUUUCCUUCUUUGUAACUUUAUACUGUAAAUAUUAAAUUUUUCUUAGCAGCGUAGACAUGUAUAAUGUGAUUGUUUUUAAACAUUAAUUAUAAAGCAAUUCUUACUUA